Messenger RNA from Mustela erminea (ermine), 4799 nucleotides. RefSeq names its product heparan-alpha-glucosaminide N-acetyltransferase (gene HGSNAT). NCBI's taxonomy places the organism in Eukaryota, Metazoa, Chordata, Mammalia, Carnivora, Mustelidae. The transcript is spliced from 18 exons. Gene Ontology annotation, cellular component: lysosomal membrane. The record is from RefSeq and is a predicted model, not a curated record. The coding region runs from base 811 to 2568 and encodes 585 amino acids. Gene Ontology annotation, biological process: lysosomal transport.
UGAGGAAAAAAUUAAAAGGCUAAAAAUAAAAAUCACUGGCACAGCUUCUAGGCAACAGAUCUGUUUACCUGACUCAGGAGACUCAGGUCACAGAGGUCAGGUGCUGGUCAUACUACCCACAGCCUAAGUCCUUAUGGCUGGUGGGUGACUUGAGGCAAGUUGUUUGACCUCUCCAGGCCUCACAUCCCUCAUCCGGAAAAUGGAGACAUCAGUAGCUACUUCAUAGGGCUGUUGGGGCCCGGUGCACUUUUGGGUGUGUAAUUCGUAUCACCUGGGAGUGCAAGUGACACAAUUGUCAUAAAUUGCAGCUAAAUUAGAGGGGGGUUUGGCAGUGGCAUAGCAAACACUAUUUAAAAGGCUAUAAAAUUUCCCUCCUGGAAGUUAAGGAACUAUGUCAACAGGAGCCCAUGUUAAUUUUCAGCUGUCUAUGACAUCAUUUCUUACAUUAGGAAGAAAGAGGAAAUGGGAAGGAGUUGGAAAUGAAGUUACAUGGAAAGAGCAGAAACAACUAUGGAGAAUAUUUAACCAUAUAUUCCUAACGCUGAUUCUGCAUUGGUUGGCUGUGGCCUGGAUGUUACCGUUAUCCUGUGUUGACCAGUUACUUUAUUUCAGAUUCUGCACCGACCACAUUACCUAUAUUGUCAUUCGUAGCCUUCCCAACAGUCCUAUGAAGAACACAAUAUUACAACUCGUGAUACCGUGGCUUACAUGAAGAAAUAGGUAUUUGGUCUUCAUCCCCAUUUCUUGUGAAUUUCCUCAGUGCUGAGAGCAGGCCCAGACUUAGAUAAAAAAAAGCAUGUAGAGCUGAAGAUGGAUCAGGCUUUGCUGCUCAUCCACAAUGAACUGCGCGGAACAAACCUGACUGUGUUCUGGAAUUCCGAACGCUGUUACCACUGCUUGUUUCAGGUUCUGGUCAAUGUUUCCUGGAGUGGGAAACCCGGGAAGCCUAGCAUUGCCGCGGUGGCGGUGAGCACCCAGCACGGAUCUCUCCUGCAGCUUAAUGGCACCUUGGAAGAGAAAGAAGUUUGUAGGCUGGAAUAUAAAUUUGGAGAAUUUGGAAAUUAUUCACUCAUGGUAAAGCACGCCCAUAAUGGAGUUGGUGAAAUUGCUUGUGACAUAGUUGUCAACAAGAAGCCAGUCGACAGUAACCUUCCUGUGUGUAUCGCGUUCCUUAUUGGUGUGGCACUCAUCAUUGCAGUAUCCUUUCUGAGGUUUUUGUUGAGUUUAGACGACUUUCAUAAUUGGAUUUCUAAAGCAAUAAAUUCCCGGGAAACUGAUCGCCUCAUCAAUUCUGAGCUGGGGUCUCCAAGCAGGGCAGCCUCCAUCGGUGGCGAUGCUCAACCGGAAGCAUGGCGUCCGCCCGCCGCAACACCACGCCUCCGCUGUGUAGACACAUUCAGGGGGAUAGCUCUCAUCCUCAUGGUCUUCGUCAAUUAUGGAGGAGGAAAAUACUGGUACUUCAAACACUCAAGUUGGAAUGGACUGACGGUGGCUGACCUCGUAUUCCCAUGGUUUGUAUUUAUUAUGGGAUCUUCAGUUUUUCUAUCAAUGACUUCGAUACUGCAGCGAGGAUGUUCAAAAUUCAGAUUGCUAGGGAAAAUUGCAUGGAGGAGUUUCCUGUUAAUCUGUAUAGGAGUGGUCAUUGUGAACCCCAAUUAUUGCCUUGGUCCAUUGUCUUGGGAUAAGGUACGAAUUCCUGGUGUGCUCCAGAGGCUGGGGGUGACCUACUUUGUAGUUGCUGUGUUAGAGCUCAUCUUUGCUAAACCUGUGCCUGAAAGUUGUGCCUUGGAGAGAAGCUGCUUUUCCCUUCGAGACAUCAUCUUCAGCUGGCCCCAGUGGCUCUUCAUUCUAAUGCUGGAAAGCAUUUGGCUGGCUUUGACAUUCUUCUUGCCUGUUCCUGGAUGUCCUACUGGUUAUCUCGGCCCUGGUGGUAUUGGAGAUUUGGGGAAGUAUCCAAAUUGCACUGGAGGAGCUGCUGGCUACAUUGACCGCCUGCUUUUGGGACAUGACCACAUUUACCAGCAUCCUUCUUCCGCCGUGCUUUAUCAUACCCAGGUGGCCUACGAUCCAGAGGGAAUUUUAGGGAGCAUCAACUCCAUUGUGAUGGCAUUUUUAGGCGUUCAGGCAGGAAAAAUACUCUUGUAUUACAAGGAUCAGACCAAAGACAUUCUGAUCAGAUUUACUGCCUGGUCUUGUUUUCUAGGGCUUAUUUCUAUUGCUUUGACGAAAUUUUCUGAAAAUGAAGGCUUUAUUCCAAUAAACAAAAAUCUGUGGUCCGUUUCAUAUGUCACCACACUGAGCUCCUUUGCCUUCUUCAUCCUGCUUAUCCUGUACCCCAUUGUGGAUGUGAAGGGACUGUGGACAGGAACCCCGUUCUUCUACCCAGGAAUGAACUCUAUUCUGGUGUACGUUGGCCAUGAGGUGUUUGAGAACUACUUCCCCUUUCAGUGGAAGCUACAGGAUAAUCAGUCACACAAAGAGCACCUAACUCAGAACAUAGUCGCCACUGCAGUUUGGGUGCUCAUUGCCUACAUUCUUUAUAAAAAGAAGGUUUUUUGGAAAAUCUGACAGCUCCAGCUGAAAUGCAUUGCUAGCAGACUCUAGUGGGCCUGCGGGAGUGUUGAAGCAGCCUUUAUUAAAGGGAACCAUGAAUUAUAGAAUCAGUAGGAUGUGUAUUUCCCAGUGAUUGGGGAAGGUGCUCAUGUGCUCUGGCUGGUUUACUAUGAUGCGGCUGUUUAUCAGAACUCUGUAUAUUUGAGACUUAUAUGUUUGGAAUAUAAUCGUCUUUUUUCUCCAUCUUCUAUGUAAAUGGACGAAUUUAGAAUUUCAUUUUAAGGAUUUGUCAUUUAACUCUUCAAAAGGAAAUUGCCAUGGGCAUUUUGUGUCUGUGACAGAUAAAACAAUCUAAAGUCUAAUUUUUAUUAUCUUGUUUUCCUGUAGACUGCCUUUCCAGGUACACACAUGCCAGCCAAGAAUACCUUCAUUUCUACUGUGGCUGACUAGAAGUCUUAUCGAAUGGGAUGGGUAGUGAUGUGGCCUGAUAUUUUUUGUGGUUAAGUGCAGUUUAGUAUUUUAAGAAAGUCAGUAAUUUCCUUUUCAGAUUUGCAAGGCAUUGGUGGGUCCAAAAAAUGCCUUUCUGUCUUAAGAGAUUCUCUCCUUUUCCCUACUUGGAAAAGGAUGUUAAAAUAUAGAUGUGUUAUUCCAGCCACUCUUGCUUAUAGUUAUAAUACUUACAUACGUAUUUGGCUGUCUGUCUGCCUACUUGUCUGUCUCUCACUGUGUGUCUAGAUGGUGGCUGGCACCCAGGGUCUAGUGUGGCAGAGAAAAGCACACUGCCUUGCUUGUGGCGCCAGCUUUGCCAUCCUUGCCGUGUGAGAUGCCAGCAAGUCCCAUGGCCUCUCUGGGCGCGUGUUCCCUCAUCUGUGAAAUGAGGGAGACAGGGAUGACCUCUCUGGUUCCUUCCAGCUCUUAGGCUCACUGAGGUGGGAUACAUCAGUAGCUUUUCUGAAAUCCUUAGGAAAAUAAUUUUAUUACAGAGAACUCUUCAAAAUAAGUGAUAAUGAAAAGUUAAACAAACAAAGCAAGACUCUCAUUGGAGUAAAUCUUUUCAGAACGACCCUCCACAGUGGAGGCACUUUCCUGUGUGGAAUCACGAAACUGAAGAAAUAGUGUUUCAGGAGUGAAGACAGGAGACAUUUUGAAAACAGCACUUUUCUAUGAUGCAUCAUCAUGCUUAACGACUUUUCUGUGAGAAUUCCGUAUGGAAGAAAAGGUGGAACAGGUUGUGCUCGGGCCCGCUCUUCCGCGGUGCGACGGGGCCACCUCCACGUCUCUCCGCCGUUACCACAGUAGGACGACUCCGGCCUGCGUUCCGCCGUGGACCUCCACCCCGAACCCUUAGCCCCCCUCGUCACUGCCCGCGGGUCACUCCGCCCUGGACACCCGCCAGCACGCCGCCACCCCAUCUUCCCGCUUCUCUCCCCAAAUCCAGACUUUCCCUCGGGAUAUUCCCAGCUCCCUGAAUGGCUCCUUCUCUGUCUCCAGCUGCGACACUCCGUCACCUCUCACCUUACCUCCUCCAUGCCCGCUUUGCCAUACUUCGUCAUUCCUGUCUUCUGCCCGACACCCGCUUUCUCGCCGCGCGCCCCGUGUCACUCCGGCCCGGGCUUCCCUCAGUCCUUUCUCUGUGAAGUCACUAUCCGAUGCCUCCACAUGAAGCUUUAUGCAGCAGAGCUCGGUUCGGGGAAGAUCGCUCUUCAGAAGCUCCCCUCAAAGUUGGAACCGCUUUGUCUGGCGUGUGUGGUUAGAGAACCACCCUCUGCGGAGCCCGCCGCUUCUCCCAGUUGCUUGCCCCGCCCAUCCGCCCGAGCCCCGCCCCCUGCUCGGGCCCUGCCCAAGAGGCCUGGGCCCCGCCCGCCCCGCGUUUACCAGCCAGCUGGGCUCGUCCUUCCGCAGCUCUUAGCCCUUCCUGCUUCUGUCUUUAACAGCUUUUCCUGCUUUAAUUUUCCCCUUAAUUUUCUCUAGACCCCCUACUUCUCAAACACCUUCUCUAAUCUUGUAUUCUCAGACGAAGGUGGUAUUUUUUCCCUCAUAAUACCUCCUGGGAUCAGUCUCAUGGCAUUUACUGCUUUCUGCCUGGUAUGAUGUAGUUACUUGUGUACAUGUCUCAUUUCCCGCACCAGUCCCUGAGCUUGUUAAGAGCAAGAAUUAUGUCUUGUUCAUCUAUAUAUUCCUCAUGGUGCACACACAGUGCCUGGUACUUAGCAGGCGCUAAAUAAACAUGUAACAAAGCAAAGCAA